Strongylus vulgaris is the source of this 324-nucleotide messenger RNA. The record is from the annotation of a GenBank genome assembly. Lineage: Eukaryota; Metazoa; Nematoda; Chromadorea; Rhabditida; Strongylidae.
AUGUCCGUAUACAGUGAUUUCUAUCAAGUUGUCUUAGAAGAGCCCACUGUUGGUGUGGAUCCAGAACACAUUCACCUUCCCGUAGCACACGCACACACGCUCACCUUGCCCCCUCCAGUAGUUCCCGUUUCUCCAGUUGCACUUGUGGCAUCUGCCGUUGCUCUCCCAGAAGAUCCUGCGCUGGACUACCUAUUAUGUCGGCACAGAUCACAUAUGAAGUAUCGGAUUUUGAUUACACUUUCCAAUUUUCACGAAAGAAAUUUUACAGUACGGUCAUUACUUUCACCCUCGUACGGCGGCUUACAAGAUGGCAAAGUCUUGUGA